GUUUACAAAAGUUUAAUGUUCAUACAAGCAUGACAAUUUUUCAAAGUGUACUAGUAUUGUUCAAAGGACAUCUUUUUAUCAUUUAUUCAGAUUGAUUAAUCGAAUUUCAAGUGAGAUUAUUCAGCACACUUUAUUACUGUUCAUGUUGUUAAGACACUGUAGAUGGAAAUGGCAGUGUCUACACUGAGACUUACGGCAGAAGAGAAAAACUACUGGAAGUUUUGCAUGCUCAAUGUCAGGGUUGUACCAGGUGCACUGCGCAGUUACUUUGACGGGCUAAUACCACCUACAUAUUUAGCUACCACAAUCAACAACUAUUCAUCAACGAUUCUAAACCUUGUAACAUGGAAAGUUAUCAACGCUGCACAACUCAAUAUACUUCAGAGAAUACCUGGAACAAUAUGGCCAUCCAAAGUCACUCCAGUACCAAUUGGAUCUACAGAUACAUUCUCCGCACAUUUUGAUGUGACAUUGAUGGUGUGCUUACUAAGGAACAUAACAUUACCAGGAAUAUCCCAACCAGUGACAGGAUGGGAUACUCUCCCUAACCCUAAUGACAUUUGUCCAGGGGCGUAUUUAGCAAGAACAAAAUACUAUCGCAAUGAGAUAGCGCAUUCAACUGAACACACAUUGAAUACAUUUGACUUUCAGGAUAAAUGGAAAGCAUUGAGUGAGGCAAUCAAAUUCUUUAAUGGUGGGUCUCAUCCUAACGACAUUUUAGAUAUUUGGCAUUGCGACCUGGAUGGAUCACAUAAUGGUGAUGUUGUUACAGCCUUGUCUACUGAAAUCGAUGAAAUCAAACGUGACCUGACUUUGGUUGAAGUCGAAAACAAUCAAAUAAAAAAAGACCUCAAACGAACUAAAUUACAACUUGAAGAUGUUCGAAAUAACUUUGCUCAUUAUAAGCGUAACACCCCACCAAAAAGAAAUUUAGGUUGGUAA
This is a messenger RNA of Mytilus trossulus (common blue mussel), 942 nucleotides long. RefSeq lists its product as uncharacterized. The coding region runs from base 163 to 942 and encodes 259 amino acids. The record is from RefSeq and is a predicted model, not a curated record. Lineage: Eukaryota; Metazoa; Mollusca; Bivalvia; Mytilida; Mytilidae. The transcript is spliced from 4 exons.